CACCACACUACCCCCACCCCAAAAUAGUGUUGAGAAAGGAGAUUGUGACAGAACGGAUGAGAUAGAGUGACAGUCACAGUUUCCGUCUAUAUAUGUUUACUGUAUCUAUACAUAUAUAGAGAGAGAGAAAAACAAAAACACACACAUAUACUGUGUGGAAGAUCAACCAAGAGUUUUCUUUUCCCCUUUCACUUUUUCAUUUUGUCCGUUUCCUCUGCUCCGGCCGACCAACCACCGGUACAAUGUUCGUCAUCUCUCUCUAUUUCUCUCUCCUCUCUCUAGUCUCAGUAUAUGUAUACGUAUGUAGAGAUAUGCAUAUUACUAUGUGUAAUGUGUGAUUGCUGUAUGUAUCUGUUCAAUCGCUUGUGAUUUUUUUUUUUCGUUUAUGAUAUAGUGAUCGUUUUGAGAGUUGAUUUCCUUUUUAUUUUAUCUUCGAGUGUGUCAACGGGGAAAUGUUGAUGUAUGAAUGAGGCUACCGGCGGUUGUUUCUGGUAUUCUGCCUGUAAAAUUCGGUGUUACUUCGGAUUUUGUUUGAUCAAACCGUUCUCUUGUCAGUUUCUUUAGCAAAGAUCAUUAAAAUUAUCAUCCACAAUGGAUGGAAAUGGAAAUCGACAAAUGGAAGUCCAUUACAUAAACACAGGAUUCCCAUACACAGUCCCUGAGAGCUUCAUGGACUUCUUCGAUGGAAUUUCACAUCAAACUGCACAUUUUCCUCAUUCGGGUCCUAUCCAUGAUCAGGAGCAUGCAUAUUGGGCAAUGAAUAUGAGUUCAUACAAAUACGGAUUACCUGGUAUUGGAAAUGUACCUUAUUAUGAUCCAUAUGAAGCUCACAAUUAUGCACCAAGAAUGGAUAUGAAUCGCAGUGCAUGGGAGUAUCCUGUAAUGAUGAAUGUCACAGAACCUGUUACCACAGAUGUUCAAUCAGCUGAGAAUUCAGUUCCAAGCAUGCAAGCUAUUCCUGAAGAAUGUAGCCCAAAUCAUGACAGUGCUUCUAGUUCUCAGGUUGUUUGGCAGGAUGACAUCGAUCCAGACAACAUGACAUACGAGGAAUUACUUGAUUUAGGAGAGGCAAUUGGGACAGAAAGUCGAGGUCUUUCUCAAGACCUAAUUGAUUCCCUUCCAACUACAAGAUACAAGUCUGGUGGCUUCUUCUUAAGAAAAAAAUCCGGAGAGAGGUGUGUGAUUUGCCAAAUGAGAUACAAGAGAGGGGACAAGCAAAUCAAUUUGCCAUGUAAGCAUGUUUAUCAUACCGAAUGUGGAUCAAAAUGGCUUAGCAUCAACAAGACAUGUCCUAUUUGCAACGUGGAAGUUCUUGGUGAGGAACCAUCGUCAUCAUCAAGCCGCUAAAAACUCAUUGAAAUGGAUGUGGUGUUAGCUUUAUAUAAAAGGUGAAUAUGAACGACUGGGAUCCCUUGCUUUUUUUUUUUUUUUUUAAAUGUUAU
Lactuca saligna is the source of this 1442-nucleotide messenger RNA. The record is from the annotation of a GenBank genome assembly. Lineage: Eukaryota; Viridiplantae; Streptophyta; Magnoliopsida; Asterales; Asteraceae.